AUGAGCAAUAUCAAUGAUUUGCCAGACGAUUUACUCGUCAAGAUAUUGUCCUACAUUCCGACAAAAGACGUUGUGGGCACGUGUCUUUUAUCGAAACGUUGGGAGUCUCUCUGGACGCAUGUGACGAGACUCGAAUACGAUCAAGAACAUCACUACGCUAGGAGAACUGGUUUCUCAAGAUUCGUCGACAAAUCUCUGCUUUCGCAUCAAGCUUCUCUUCUUGAAAGCCUUCAUUUCAAGCUCAAAUCAGGUUAUGCUUAUAGAGACAUCGGAUUGUGGAUUCGUACUGCAAUCAAUCGUCGCAUACGCGAGCUCACACUCGAAUGUAGCGAGAUCUUGAUCCAUCUACCGUCAAGGUUGUUCACCUGCGAGACACUUGUGAUCUUGAAACUCAAAGGUUGGAUCGAUCUCAACAUUCCUUUGACUGCCUCUCUCCCUUCUCUCAAGACUCUCCACAUAGUCCUCCUGAGGAAAUCAAACUAUGAAUCUUUUUCAAGGCUUUUAUCAAACUGUCCUGUUCUUGAUGACCUCAUGGUGGAACAAAGAAGAAGCAAUGAUAUGUCAAAGCUUAAUGUAUCGGUUCCUUCGUUGCAGAGAUUGUCCAUUAGAACAGUUAUUGAGAGUGAGAAUGGCUUGAGUUAUUUCAUUGACGACAAGAAUAUUCCAAAGGUUGAAAUAAAUGCUCCUUCUUUGAAGUACUUAAACAUCGAUGAUGAUCGAGGGAAUGACUUUGAUGUCAUCAAUAAGGACUUGCAUCAAGUUGUGGAGGCAAGGAUCAAAGCUAAUGAAACAUCUACCAAAGAUUUCCUCAGGUAUCUUACCAGCUCGGUCAAGAGUCUUUCGUUGUCUUCACUGAAGUUAGAGGAUGUGUAUCCUACAGGUAGUUUCUUCAUUCAACUUGUGCAUUUGGAGAUAUGUACAUCUACAAAUGGGUGGUUGAAGUUACUUGCAAACAUGCUUGAAGGUUCUCUCAAACUACGAGUUCUCAAGCUCUUUUAUGUGAGGGAACAUUCUAACUGGUGGAUGCCUUCCUUCGAUCGCUGGGACCCGCCGAGCUCUGUUCCAUCAUGUAUGGUGUCCAGUCUUGAAACACUAGAGUGGAGAGGAUACUUAGGGAGAGAAAUAGAGUUUGAGCUUAUGAUUUAUCUCUUGAAGCAUUCGCUGUGUUUGAAGACGGCGAUAGUCACUUCUAAUGAGUUCAAGGGCGCGGAAGAAAUGUAUCAGAUGGUCGAGGUCCCAGCUCCUGUGCCAGUAGGUUCAAAGAUAUGCAAACUUGUGUUCGACGUAUGA
Messenger RNA from Microthlaspi erraticum, 1290 nucleotides. The record is from the annotation of a GenBank genome assembly. NCBI's taxonomy places the organism in Eukaryota, Viridiplantae, Streptophyta, Magnoliopsida, Brassicales, Brassicaceae.